Molecule: messenger RNA, 903 nt
Organism: Sorghum bicolor (sorghum)
Lineage: Eukaryota; Viridiplantae; Streptophyta; Magnoliopsida; Poales; Poaceae
Exons: 3
Coding region: 1-903 (300 amino acids)
Source: RefSeq, a predicted model, not a curated record
AUGGCUCACAUUGGCGCAACGGCGGCGGCACCCGAGGUCGGCGGCGGCUUGGUCGCCGACGGCUCGUCCAAGGACGACUCCAGAGUUUCUAGUAGGGUUCAAAUCGAUAAGAUUAAGACCCUACCUUUUGAACAUAAUUGUCCAACCACAAAGCUUGUUGUAAACAAAAAGGCUUCUCAAGACUGGGUGUCAGAUAGACUGAAAGACUGGUUGAAGAAGAAUCCAAGCAAGCGUCCAAAGGCAGCAAAGGAGAAGGUUGAGGGAGAUUAUGGAAUAAAGCUCAAGUACAGCAAGCUAUAUUCUGGCGUGCAGCAAGCACUGCAGCAUAUUCAUGGUAAAUACGAAGAGUCAUUCAAAUUGCUAUUUAAUUGGAAAGCUCAGAUGGAGAUAACUUGUCCAGGAAGUAUUGUAGAGAUAGAUGUGGAGAAAGUAGGCAAGAAAAUGAGGUUUAAGAGGAUAUUUGUAGCUCUCAAACCAUGUGUGGAUGGGUUUAUAGCUGGUUGUAGGCCAUUCAUUGGUGUAGAUGCCUCAAGUCUAAAUGGUAAGUACACAGGACAGUUGGCAUCUGCUACAGGGGUUGAUGGACAUAACUGGUUAUAUUACAUUGCUUAUGGUAUUUUUGACUGUGAAAAUGAGGACAACUGGAAGUGGUUUAUGCAUCAGUGGAGAAGGGCUGUUGGGAGCCCAAAAGGACUAGUGAUUUGUACUGAUGCAUGUAAGGGCUUGGAGAAAGCAGUUGGUGCAAUCUUUCCUGAGGCUGAGUACAGAGAGUGCAUGAGGCAUUUAUAUUCCAACUUUAUGAAGCACUACGCAGGUGAAGUUUUCUCAAAGCUCAAGAAGGCUGCAAGUGCUCCUGAAGCAAGAGUGGUGAGAAGCCUCGAGAGUUGGCUCGGCGUGGAGUAG